Molecule: messenger RNA, 2307 nt
Organism: Gallus gallus (chicken)
Lineage: Eukaryota; Metazoa; Chordata; Aves; Galliformes; Phasianidae
Gene: RIPK2
Product: receptor interacting serine/threonine kinase 2
Exons: 12
Coding region: 120-1844 (574 amino acids)
Biological process (GO): innate immune response; positive regulation of canonical NF-kappaB signal transduction; protein phosphorylation
Cellular component (GO): cytoplasm
Molecular function (GO): JUN kinase kinase kinase activity; ATP binding
Source: RefSeq, marked validated
GGGGGACGCGCUGCGAGUGCGCUGCACCCGGCACAGACGCGGCGCCGCCGCCCCAGGAGAGCGGGGCAGCGCGAAGCUGGCUGAAGACCCAGACCCCCUCCCCGCGGCGCAGUGCGAGGAUGAGCGGCGGGGCGGGAGGCGACCGGGCGGGCGCCAUCAGCAGCGCGCUGCCCGCCAUCCCCUCCAGCAAGCUGCCGGACCUGCGCUUCCUCAGCCGCGGCGCCUAUGGCACGGUGUCCGCCGCCCGCCACGCCGACUGGAGGGUCCCGGUAGCCCUCAAGUGCCUGCAGGGCCCGCUGCUAGACAGUGAUAGAAACCACCUUCUAAAAGAAGCAGAGAUAUUGCACAAAGCUAGGUUCAGUUACAUUCUGCCAAUUUUGGGAAUUUGCAAUGAGCCUGACUUUCUGGGGAUUGUAACGGAGUACAUGGCAAAUGGAUCCCUGAACCAGCUAUUACACGGGAAAGAUAUGUAUCCUGACAUUGCCUGGUGCCUGAGAUACCGCAUUCUUUAUGAAAUUGCUUUGGGAGUGAACUAUUUGCACAACAUGAAUCCUCCAUUGCUGCAUCAUGACUUGAAAACCCAGAAUAUUUUGUUGGAUGAUGAGUUUCAUGUCAAGAUUGCAGAUUUUGGCAUGUCAAAAUGGCGUGUCAUAUCCAUGUCACAGUCACGCAGCGAAACUUCCUUGCCAGAAGGAGGGACCAUUGUCUACAUGCCCCCUGAAGAUUACAAUCCCAGUCAGAAAACUCGGGCAAGUGUGAAACAUGAUAUCUACAGUUUUGCAAUUAUUAUAUGGGAAGUGAUGUCAAGGAAACACCCAUUUGAAGAAGUUAUAAACCCCUUGCAGAUAAUGUAUAGUGUGUCACAAGGACAUCGACUAGACUUAAGUGAAACCAGCUUAUCAAUGGACAUUCCGCAUCGAGCUCUUGUCAUAAGAUUGAUAGAAAGUGGAUGGGCGCAAAACCCAGAUGAAAGACCAUCAUUCCUAAAAUGUUUAAUAGACCUCGAACCAGUCCUGAGAACGUUUGAUGAAAUAGCUAUCCUGGAAGCAGUAAUUCUCUUAAAGAGAUCAAAGUCACAGUAUGAAUCGCCGUGUAUCCACAAGAGUGGAAAAAAAGCAAUUGUGGAGAAAACACCUCUAAAUAUACCACUGAAUCCCCAAGAGGAAACAUCCGCUUCAAUACACUGUGAUGCACUUCCUCUUCGGAGCGUCUCUCCAGAUAUAUCACGACUCAAAUCUCUUCCCCAGUGUAAUAUCCUCUCAUCAGGGACCGCUGGUGAGAAAGCAGAAAAGACAAUUGGCUUUACUGCUGUAAAGCAGAGCAUCAAAAAGUGUGCUGAUGGAGAUUCUGGUGGUCUGAACUCUCUCAGCUGUCAGAGUGCAGAUGAAAAUCUCUCCGUAACUCAAAGCGCCAAACCUUUUGUGCAUCCAUACAGUUACCUUCCUUCAUCUGACAAGAAUAUUUCAGUUGCCUCAAAUUCUUCAUCAUGUAUGCUGCAGACAUCACCAAUUUCCUCAGAUUUUGUUUUGGAAACCAUACAACAGAAUGUAGCUCAUCAGUGGAUCCAAAGUAAGAGAGAAGAAAUUAUUGAUCAGAUGACAGAAGCAUGUUUGAAUCAGUCACUGGAUGCUCUUCUAUCAAGAUUUUUACUCAUGAAAGAAGACUAUGAACUUAUAAGCACCAAACCUACAAGGACAUCAAAAGUCCGACAACUACUUGAUACCUCAGAUAGCCAAGGAGAGGAAUUUGCCAGAAUAAUAGUACAGAAGUUGAAAGAUAACAAACAGCUAGGACUUCAACCUUAUCCAGACAUUGUACCUAAUUCUCUAAGACUGCAUCUUUAAAUGUAUUUGUUUCUGUUUGAAGCCAUGUGAAUAUUUCUUAAUACACAACUCUUUGUUUCUACAUAGUAAUUUUAUAUCUGUACUGCUUUGUCUUUACUACAAAUUGCUAGAAUCUCAAACAAAGACACUGGGUUCAUCAAGACUGCAUUUGGUGAGUUACCAGUUGGAGUUCAGUCAGAAAGCCAAAAACUUGACACUGGUGGACUGAUUUUAUACAAGUAUUUUGUUUAUAUAUAACAAAGAAAAAUCAUCAAAUUAUUCCUGUUUUACGUAUUUUCUGUUUAUACAUAUCCUUCCAGUUCACAGGAUAGAGACAACUUGAUAUUGGUUGUUCUCCCUCUAUCUGGUUUUUCCUCUAGAGGAGAGAAAAAGCUGCAUGCUCUAUUUUUAGUCUUGUAUGUUGUGUUUAUAAAUAAAUUUCCUUGAGUAUUCCUCUCAAUAUACCUGAGAGGAAUGGAUGUUA